UUAUUUAAAACGCAUGCUUCAAAUCGACGUAAUCAUACAUUCAUAAACAUAUGAAUAUCUACAUAUUUUAUUUUUAGUUGUAUUUAUUUUUGUCAUAAUUUAAGAGUAUUGGUCAUUAAAGGUAUUUUCGUAAUGUACCCAUGCCUAUUAAAAUGCCAUUACAUAGGUAUUUUUAUGUUUAAAGACCUAUUACGAUAUUCAUUAUCAGAGUCGUGUGUCAUUGCGGUCUUAGUUGUUCUACGUUUUCUGUUAGUUAUUGUCAAUUGGUAAUACCUAUAAAGUUUGAGUUUUGUCAAAAUAAAAAUUCAAUCAUGAAUAAUCAUGAAAAAGUUCAGUUACUGUUAAUUUAUGGAAAAUGUAACAGAAAUGCACGUGAAGCAACAACGAUGUACUCCCGCCAGUAUCCAGAUAGGUACCAUCCUCAUUAUACUUAUGUUCAAAAACUUGAAAAGUCGUUAAAAGAAAAUGGUUCGUUCAAUAGAACAAAUGCUGUUCAACAACAACCUCGUGCAAAUCCAAAUUUAAAUGAGGAUAUUGAAAAUCAAGUCUUGGCAUAUGUACAUCUUAACCCACGUUCGUCUGUUAGACACGUUGGACAUGAAGUUGGCGUAUCCAAAAUAUUAGUUCAUCAGAUUUUAAAGAAAUACAAACUACACCCUUACAAACCAGACUUUGUCCAACAUUUACGUAUAACAGACCCAGAAAAAAGAUUAAAUUUUAUUCCUUGGUUUACGGUGGCGUCUGAGGAUGAUCCAUUAUUAAUUAAUCAUAUUUUAUGGACUGAUGAAAGUAAAUUUACUAAUAAUGGAGUAUUAAACAAGCAAAAUAAUCGUUAUUGGUCGAAUGAAAAUCCUCACUGGGCUGUUCCUACAAACUUUCAAACAUGUUGGGGUACAAACGUAUGGAUUGGUAUGAUUGGUGGAAAGUUACUAGGGCCUCAUUUCUACGACGGAACUUUAACGGGAAGAAGAUAUUUAGAUUUUAUACGUGAUGAUUUGCCACUUUUUUUAGAUGAUUUACCAUUAGAUACACGCAGAAACAUGUACUAUCAACAAGAUGGGGCACCUGCUCAUAAUUCCCGAAUUGUACAAGAAUUUUUAAAAGUAAGAUUUGGUGAAAAAUUUAUUGCAACACACGGACCAGUAGAGUGGCCUCCAAGGUCACCUGACCUUACACCGUUAGAUUUUUUUUUGUGGGGACAUUUGAAAAAUACUGUGUAUACUGAUCCUCCAAUCAACAUUCAAGACUUAAAAAAUAAAAUUACACACGCGUGUAACCUCUUGACUGAAAAUCAAAUACUGUCAGCAACUAAUCGUGAAUGUUCACGUCGAUUUGAAGCAUGCAUUUUAAAUAAUGGAGGGACUUUUGAACAAUUUAUCGAGUAG
This is a messenger RNA of Sipha flava (yellow sugarcane aphid), 1385 nucleotides long. RefSeq lists its product as uncharacterized. The transcript has a single exon. The record is from RefSeq and is a predicted model, not a curated record. Bases 312 to 1385 code for a protein of 357 amino acids. Gene Ontology annotation, molecular function: nucleic acid binding. NCBI's taxonomy places the organism in Eukaryota, Metazoa, Arthropoda, Insecta, Hemiptera, Aphididae.